Molecule: messenger RNA, 4311 nt
Organism: Cylindrotheca closterium
Lineage: Eukaryota; Bacillariophyta; Bacillariophyceae; Bacillariales; Bacillariaceae
Source: the annotation of a GenBank genome assembly
AUGGAAAACUCUGAGGAAAGCACAACAAAAAACAGCAAGAAGUCAAGGAGCAGUGGAAGUAGAUCCUCCAAUACAAGGAAAUCUCAUCGCACUAGCAGCAGUAGUCCAAACAGGAGCAACGAACCACGCCGAACCAAGAAAAGCAAAGAAGAACAAGAGGCCAAGGAAAAAGCUCGUGCUGAACGAGAGAGUGGUACAUUUGGGACGAAUGCAGUCGAUCAUACUGGUGCAGUUGUACUAGAAACUAUCAAAGGCCGCAGCAACAAGAAAUACCGAACUGGUAAAAGAAACAAUCAGCAAGAUCGACUUGCUAAGGAUGAUGCUGUCGCCAAGGUCAAGAACCUCAUGAAUCGAUCCAAUGAACCCAUUGCUGGAUCGAUGCCUGCUGAUGAAGGAAAAGAAAGCAAACGAAACAACGAAGAAUACGAGUCCAAGGAACAGGCUCCUUUUGAUGCGAUCGGCGCAGCAGAACCAAUCCAAGGCCGCAACAACAAUCGAAGGAGCAAAAGAAAAAGCCAACAAGAUCGAUACACCAAGGAUGCUGUUGCAAAGGCAAAUAAAGUCAUCAAUAGAAUAAGUGGUGAACCCGCUACCGGACCGAUGCCUGGUGCGCAUGCCGAUUCUCGUGGAACCCCAGAUGCCAAGGAGAAGAAUUCUAAAGAAAGACACAGUAGAUCUGUCUUUACGGCGGAAGAACGAAAAAUACUUGAGGCUGGUAAGGGAGAUCAAGGCGAUUAUGAUAAGAGCUUGGAUGGACUUGCGAUGGCAAAUGCUGUGGAUGACAACGAUGCUGAUCUUGCUAUGGCGCUACUCAAUUCAAUGCUGGAUCAGAACGAAAACGCAAGUGUUGAUGCAAGAGCAUCGAAAACAUUGAAGAAGUCUUUGGAUGGAACUGCGUUUGAUAAUGACACAAGCGAAAAUAACAAAGGGCAGAAUGACGAAUCCAAUGAAACGGACUGGGAACGAUUGAAGCGGAGAAAGAGUGUUCGAACCUUUUGCUGCCUACUUUGUCUUGUUGUCAUUGUGAUUGGCGCUGUUGCAGUAUGGCUUGGUAUGCGAAACAGUUCAUCAGCUUCAAGUGAACCAUCACAAAUAGACGGUACUCCAAUCACGGAGAAUAUUACGAGUGUGCCAGUCAAUACCGUCCCUCCAACUCAGGAUGAUUCUACGAAUACAAAUUCUUCAACUGGACCUCCUAGUGGAUCACCUAUUGAUUUCGAGUUUGACCCUCCCUCGGCAGAAGACUGUGCUGCCAUCACCAACGGAGAAACUAUACAGGGUCAAGACACAAUGCCAGUACAAAGUUACAAAUUGGACCUAGAUGCAACUUCAUUUCUUCCCAUGGACCUGAGCAUCUCAGCUGGCAUCACUGAGGAUAAGCUUCGCGAGAUGCUAGCUCCAGAACUGGCGGGAUGCAAUCGAGCCCUCCGAAACUUACGAUAUCAUCGCUAUCUCAAUGGUGCCUUUGAGUAUGCUAUUGGAAAUGUGGCAGUUGAUGCUUCAGGAGUGGAGGGAGUACAAUGCUUGGAUGAUUCCAAUUCAAGGUGCCAUCGAGUCAGUGCCCAACUUGAUAUUGCAGUGAAAGAUGACUCUGUGAAGGUGCUGGAUGUGAUUCGUGAGCUAAGUGCCUUUUUUGGAAGCGGUGUUUUGGCUGAUAAACUUGAAUUGGCUGGGCUUUAUGAAAGCAUUGUUGUCGCAAAUUUGGGAUCCACGGAUCCAACAGCAUCCCCAAGCAUCAGCGAUGUGUCUCCUUCAGCGGAACCAACUACAGCAGCAGCAUUCACUCUCCCCACGCUUUUGGAAACCACAAGACCAAGCGGAAGUCCAACACCAGAGCCAACCCGUGUACCCACAUUUGCUCCAGUAUUAGGUGAAACACCUCGACCAACUCCGCCACCGACUCCUGGACCGACUCCACCACCAACUCCUGGACCAACCCCACCGCCGACUCCGCCGCCGACUCUACCAUCAGCACCAUUGUCAACCCCUCUGCCUACUCUCGCUCUACUGGGACCAACCACUAGGCAACCUACAGCAUUUCCCAGCCCCCGCCCGACGCCCCGCCCUACUCCUUCGCCAACCCCUCGACCUACUGCACCUCCAACACCGUUUCCUACUUUACCACCAACUACUCCGCCAACCCCUCAACCAACGACUCCACAACGUACUCCUUUACCAACCCCUGAACCCACUCCGUCCCCGACACGUCAACCUCUGACUCCAGCACCAACAUGGACUUGUUUCGAAGACAGUAUUCGACUCAAAAGUGCAGUCACCAGCUGGUUCAUCAGUUCUCAAUCACAGGCAUCCGUCAAGGACAAAUAUGGACCUAUUGAAGAUUGGUGUUUUGGCGCAGGUGUCACUAGUAUGAAGCAACUUUUCAAAGACAAAUCUACUUUCAACGAGGACAUUGGUCGCUGGGACGUGUCUUCUAUAACGGAUAUGUCUCAAAUGUUCAUCCGCGCAUCUUCCUUCAACCAAGACAUAUCGUCAUGGGACGUGUCUUCCGUUACUACCAUGGACUACAUGUUGAACUCGGCACCCGCCUUCAAUCAGGACUUGGCAUCAUGGGAUGUCUCCUCUGUCACCAAUAUGCGCGCAACAUUUGCUUGGUCCCCUUCCUUCAAUGGAGAUAUAUCAUCGUGGGACGUUUCUUCUGUCACUACCCUGUUGCAAAUGUUCUACGGAGCAUCAUCCUUCAAUCAAGACCUUUCGUCAUGGGACGUUUCUUCCGUCACAGAUUUGGGCCAAAUGUUCGUGAAAGCAAGAUCCUUCGAUCAAGAUUUGUCAUCAUGGGACGUUUCUUCUGCCAGAGACAUGCGCUUAAUGUUUGGGUGGGCAUCUUCCUUCAAUGGAGACAUAUCAUCCUGGGAUGUUUCUUCUGUCACAGAUAUGGGCGGCAUGUUUUUCAAAGCAUCUUCCUUCAAUGGAGUCAUAUCAUCAUGGGACGUUUCCUCUGUUACCGACAUGUCAUCAAUGUUCAUGGAUGCAUCAUCCUUCAACCAAGACAUAUCAUCAUGGGACGUUUCUUCUGUCACGGAUAUGUGUGGAUUGCUUUACAGAACUCCCUUCAAUCAUAAUCUAUGUCCAUGGGGCGACCGGAUUCUUAGCAAUGCCCGUUUCGACUGCUUGGAUAUUUUGGAUCCUAGGACUAUUUUUGGCGGCACCUACUGCCCAUCGCAAUCCAGCCCAAACCUUUCUUUGACUCUGCCAGGCCCCUUUUGCCACGCCUGUAUGGCAACAAUGCAGUGUUUUCAAACCAACACCGAGCUCUCUGAUGCAGUUGACAACUGGUUUGAGUCUUCUGAGUUGAAAGCAUCAGUAGAGGCCCAAUAUGGACGGAUCGAAGACUGGUGUUUCGGUGCAGUUGUCACCAGUAUGGAGAAACUUUUCCGAAGUCGCUCCACAUUUGAUGCGGAUAUUGGAAAUUGGGACGUUUCUAGUGUCACAAAUAUGUUUGGAAUGUUCAUUGGGGCAUCUUCCUUCAAUCAGGACUUGUCAUCAUGGGAUGUUGCUUCUGUCCGGAAUAUGGGAUAUAUGUUCCAGUAUACAACUUCUUUUAACGGGGACAUAUCAUCAUGGGAUGUCUCUUCGGUCACCACCUUUCAGUGGAUGUUCGGUGGUGCAUCAUCCUUCAAUCAAGACCUGCCAUGGGACGUUUCAUCUGUCCGUACCAUGAACAGUAUGUUCACUGGCGCAUCAAAUUUCAAUGGAGACAUAUCAUCAUGGGAUGUUUCUUCUGUCGGAGGUAUGUAUAGGGUGUUCGGGGGCGCAUCAUCCUUCAAUCAAGACAUAUCAUCAUGGGACGUUUCUUCUGCCGGCAUCAUGCAGCAGAUGUUCAGCGGUGCAUCAUCCUUCAACCAAGACCUUCCAUGGGAUGUAUCUCGUGUCCGAGACAUGCGUUUCAUGUUCUCAGGUGCAUCAUCCUUCAAUGGCGACAUAUCAUCAUGGGACGUUUCGUCUGUUACUGAUAUGGUAAGAAUGUUCAAUGGAGCAAUAGCCUUCAACCAAGACUUGUCAUCGUGGGACGUUUCUUCUGCCACCUACAUGUCAUCGAUGUUCCAAGGUGCAUCAUUAUUCAAUAGCUACAUAUCACCAUGGAAUAUUUCUUCUGCCACGGACAUCACAAGGAUGUUCAAUGGAGCAUCUUCUUUCAAUCAGAAUCUUUGUUCGUGGGCCACGAGCGCUCAGAGCAAUGUCGGCAUCGAGAGUAACUGGGGAACUAUGUUUGAAGGUACCAAGUGCCCAUUCCUAUCCGAUCCAGAUCUCUCUUCAAAUCCGCCGGGUCCCUUUUGCCACGAUUGUACAUAA